Physella acuta is the source of this 2182-nucleotide messenger RNA. Its product is annotated as putative myosin light chain kinase DDB_G0279831. The record is from RefSeq and is a predicted model, not a curated record. Lineage: Eukaryota; Metazoa; Mollusca; Gastropoda; Physidae.
AUGGUGAUGUCCAUGUUUUUAUUGAACCGCUUUACUUUUUGUUUUUAUAUUGAGUAUUUGUUUGUAAUAUUGUUUGUAAUUUACUCUGCAGAGUUUGUCUGUGAAAGUGAGGCAACAUACCCUAAGAAAGUCAGGGACUCACAUAGGAAACCAAAGAGCGAUAUUGAUGAAACUAUGAGAAAGAUAUCAAAACAGAUGGGGAAGAUCUCUUUACAUUGUCAGUGCUACUUCCAGUCCUGUACUGAUGGAGACCUAAGCUGUGCUGACAGAAAACAUGUCAGUGCAUAUCAUAGUGAUGUUACCAGCACUACCAGAGUCACUAGAAGUGCCAGAGUCACUCCUAGGAGUGCAAAAGUAACUCGCAGUGUCAGACGAGUAUACAGGAGUAACAGUUCCCCUCGAACAAGAAGUUCAUCUUUCUCAUCCACAUCAUCCGGCAGCACAGCAUCUGCUUUAAAAAAAAGGAAAAAGAAAAAAAUGGCCACUGAUGAUGCACGGCAUAUCCACUUUGAUCUGAUUUCCUCCAAUUUGGAAUCAUCAAUGAAAAAUACUGAGGCAGCAUUGGAAUCUUUCAAGUCCCAGAACUCCGUAAAAAGUUCUGGUAGUUCAACCUCUGAGAAAAGCGAGCCGUCUCGAAAGUUUUUAGAUGAAAAAGACAUGCAAAUCCUCUACAGUAAAAAGCCUUCAAAAAAGAAAAAGACGCCUUACCCGCCUCUGUUAUCUUUGAGCAGCACGACAUGGUCAGACUCAUCUUCUGUUCCAUCACAAAGAAAACAAAAGGAAAAAGUAGCACCCCCUGAACCCGUGAAUCAAUCCCAGAAUGCUGUUAAUAGUAAAGUAUCUCUACAAGAUCUUAGAGACCAAAACGGGAGAGGAUCUAGUCCUUCACAUAGUUUCUCAUUCCGAAACUCUUUUAUAAACAAGAGUCUAGCUGUAAAUAAUAAUCAAAAUAGUGAAUCAAGAAAAGACCCAAGUAGCCCUGAUUGCAAUAAAAAUAAAAACCAUCGUCACAGAAAAUUAUCAGCAAGCAAGCGUAAAGAAAACACGGUUCAUCGAAAGAAGUCAGUCCCGGGUAGACUUCACAGAAAGCCAGCUAAACCCUGCCUUCAAAGCACAGAUAGUAAAGACCACCCUACCAAGCAUGAUAAGGUAGGGCCAAAUCUGUGUUCACAUUGCUGUGUUCAGGGUAAAGCCAUGACCAAGCCAUCCAGUUCGGCACAGUGUGGGGAACAGGGCAUCAGGAUCAUCACCAAGCCUGGGCAGUACAUUGUGAGGAAACCAGUGCAGGGUACCAACACCCAUGUCCUGCAUGUUGAGCCUGGUCGAUUUGUGAACCUGACCAUCCAUGACCUUGUUGAGUGUUAGAAUGUGGGGAACAAUUUGGUCUUUGUAAGCAUGUAAAUCUAAGCCGAUACUCCAACUCUACUUCUCUUCUAUUUAGAAGUUCCGUGUUCCAUAUAUUGACACAAGUGUUAUCCACUUAUCAUGUUUUAAAAGCAAUUGUAACAUAUUUUAUCCAUUUGUCUUUCUCUUAACUGCCAAAAAUACUGUUUAAUUAAUAUAUUAAUGAAAAUGCAAUUUUCUAGUCAAUAUAGAUAAAACCAAAUGCAUCAAGUUUUUUAAUUUAUUAUUUUAUCCUACAAAAAUGUGCCUGGCAUAUGAUAUUAUUGUAUCAUUGUAUAUGUUUAUUCUGCAAAUUCAUCUUGGCGAUACACAUUUUUAAUGAUUGCUAAAAUAAUUGAGGAUAAAUGUUCUGUAAUGAAGUACGUUUUUGAAAAAUCAUGAGUCAACACAAAAAUGCAACGAUCUAUGGUUGUUAUCAAAGCCUCUAGUGUACAUCAGCAUUUUAAAAAAAUAUUAUGCAUGAAUUUUUUUUAGUUGUUUAUUUAUUUUAUAUAAAUUUAUAUUUAUAGCCAUCCCAUUGGCAUAUAUUAUACUAUAAAUUGCAUUUUAUAUUAUGCAUUUUUAAAAGAUGUACAUUUUUCCUGUUAUAUUAAAAUAAGCGUGUUUUCUUUGAAUACAGAAACAACAUGUAGCUGUUGACAAAAAUGUGAUUUGACUUUACUGUGUUCAUUUACCAUGGUGUUGAGCUAUAAUUAUACACCAUCUACAUUUAAAAACUGCUUGAACAUGUCAAUAUUUUAUAUCUCUAAAAAUUAGAGUUUUUUAAGAGAAUUUUCAA